AUGUCUACACCUAGUGACCUUCAACAGCUUAUCGAAAUGGGGUUUGAUAAAGAGCGUGCUGAAAUUGCUGUCAAGAAGACUGGAGGGUUAAACGGAGCCCUGCAAUGGCUCGAAGAUAAUCAAGACAAGGAGAUCGAAGGUUUACGAGCUUCAGAAGUUGUUGCACAGCCAGAGUCCGAUGAGACCAAUCCCAACAUAGAACCGGCGCCGCUCAAAGAAGGCGAGGAGGCAAAUUCCAUGGUGUGCACCGAUUGCGGCAAGAAGUUCAGAUCCAUGUUGCAGGUUCAGGCUCACGCUGAGCGCACCCAACACGAGAACUUUGAGCAAUCAACCGAAGAAAUCGCCCCCUUGACCGAAGAAGAGAAGAAGGAGAAGCUCGCGGAACUUCUCGCAAAGUCCAAGGAAAAGAAAAGCAAGCAGGCUAUCAUCGACAAAGAGGAGGCCAAGAGAAACGAGCAAAUCCGGCAGAAGUCCACCAAGGAAGUAUCAGACGCAAAGGAGAAGCUCGCCCGCGACCAACAAGUCAAAGAAGCCCAAGCCAAACGAGCCGAGAAAGCCGCCGACGUCCUCGCCAAGAAGCGCAUCCAGGAGAAGAUCGCCGCCGAUAAGGAGGAUCGACGCCUCAAGGCCGAAGCUGCCAAAGCUCUCCGCGAAGGACGCGCUCCUCCCGUGGAGAAAGUUGCCCCUGCGCCUACUCCUGCGGCGUCGACUGGCGCGCCAAGAAUCCAUACCGAAGCUCGAUUGCGAUUACAGACUGCGACUGGGUCAAUGACCAAGACUUACCCGGUUGACACGACCCUCUUCGAGAUCUCUCAGCAACUCGAGGGCGAGGUUGGCGCGAUUAGCAGUUUCACGACGACAUAUCCAAAGAAGACCUUCGAGGGUGCAUUGGACUUCGGGAAGACUUUGAAGGAGGCAGGCUUAGUUCCUUCGGCAGUUUUGAUUGUGAAGUAG
Messenger RNA from Sclerotinia borealis F-4128, 954 nucleotides. The record is from the annotation of a GenBank genome assembly. NCBI's taxonomy places the organism in Eukaryota, Fungi, Ascomycota, Leotiomycetes, Helotiales, Sclerotiniaceae.